AUGCAACCGACAGAGCAACGAUAUCCGAAGAUAGAACAACUCGCCUUGGCACUAAUAAUCACAGCAAGAAGAUUAAGACACUACUUCCAGAGCCACACAAUCAUAGUAAGGACAAACCAACCAUUAAGGCAAAUAUUGACAAAACCAGAGCUGGCCGGACGCCUCACCAAAUGGUCCAUCGAACUUUCAGAAUUCGACAUCCAAUUCCAACCCAGGUCGGCCUUAAAAGCACAAGUGUUGGCCGACUUUAUCUCGGAAAUAACAACCGAUGAACAAGACAAGUCUUGGGAACUACACGUGGACGGAGCAUCAAGCCGAGAAGGAAGCGGAGCAGGAAUAAUCCUCAAAGAAGAAGACAAAGUAAUAGCCGAACAUGAACUCCAAUUCCACUUCCCGGCAAGCAACAACCAGGCCGAAUAUGAAGCCCUCAUUGCAGGACUCAAGCUUGCCCUGAGCUUCCAAGUACAGAGCUUGACAACACAUUGCGACUCCCUCCUCGUGGUCCAACAAAUCCGAGGAGAAUUUCAGGUAAAAGAUCCGUUGCUCGAGCAAUACUGGCUCGUAGCGAAGGAUCUCAUUUCAAAAUUCAAUUCAUUUAGCAUACUGCAUGUUAAUAGAGGAAAAAAUGUGAGAGCAUAUAUACUAUCCAAGCUCGCAGCCACUAGGGCAGGCACACAAACAUCCGCAUUAACACAACUCUCACUUAAAAAACCAAGCACCGAACUAUUAAAUGUGAUAAAUAUUAACCACCUCCAUGACUGGAGAGCUCCUUUCCUUGAAUAUAUUAGUACAGGCGCCAUACCAAGACACGAGCUCAAACCACAACAUUUCAAGCGAAAGGCUAGUCUUUACACAAACAUAGGAGGAAAACUCUAUAGACGAGGAUUCUCACAACCACUGCUGAAAUGCCUAAGCAAAGAUGAAGCAAAAGAAGUAAUGGACGAAGUCCACGAGGGAGUCUGUGAAAACCACAUCGGAGGACGAGCACUUGCAGCUAAGAUCGUCCGAACAGGGUAUUACUGGCCAACCGUAAAAAGGGAUUGCAUAGCAAAAGUCAAAGCAUGUGACAACUGUCAGAAACACGCAGCUAUAUCUACCAAGCCAGCCGAGCUAUUACAUAGCAUGGAAGCAAUAAAGAAAAAACUAAAUGACGCUAAGGGAGAAUGGGCGGAGCUGAUCCCAGAAAUAUUAUGGGGCUACAACACAACAAUACAGACCACCACGGGCGAAACACCUUUUAAACUAGUCUAUGGGUCCGAGGCACUGAUUCCUAUUGAGGUCGGCAUUCCCACCCUGAGAACCGAGCUAUACAACGAGCAGCACAACUUGCAUGCAAGGAAUGCCGAGCUUGAUCUAGCCGAAGAAACCAGAGAGCUAGCAGCCAUUAGACAAAGAGCAAUAAAACAAAUAACAGAAAAGAAACAUAACAAAAGAGUAUCACUGAGGACAUUUACAGAAGGCGACUUAGUGCUCAGACGAACAGAAGAAGCCAGAUGUCCCCCAACCCAUGGGAAGCUCGCCGCUAACUGGGAAGGCCCGUUCCGAGUAGUAAAGGUGCUCGGCAUGGGGGCUUAUCAAUUACAAACAUUACAAGGCAACCCAAUAUCCGGGACCUGGAAUAUCUCCUCUUUAAAGAUAUACCAAUCUUAG
This is a messenger RNA of Arachis stenosperma, 1650 nucleotides long. RefSeq lists its product as uncharacterized. Gene Ontology annotation, molecular function: RNA-DNA hybrid ribonuclease activity; nucleic acid binding. The transcript is spliced from 2 exons. The record is from RefSeq and is a predicted model, not a curated record. NCBI's taxonomy places the organism in Eukaryota, Viridiplantae, Streptophyta, Magnoliopsida, Fabales, Fabaceae. Bases 1 to 1650 code for a protein of 549 amino acids.